Molecule: messenger RNA, 9630 nt
Organism: Stegostoma tigrinum
Lineage: Eukaryota; Metazoa; Chordata; Chondrichthyes; Orectolobiformes; Stegostomatidae
Product: forkhead box protein N2-like
Exons: 8
Coding region: 413-1825 (470 amino acids)
Biological process (GO): regulation of DNA-templated transcription
Cellular component (GO): nucleus
Molecular function (GO): cis-regulatory region sequence-specific DNA binding; DNA-binding transcription factor activity
Source: RefSeq, a predicted model, not a curated record
CCUGCGUCCUCUUUCUCCGUCUGAAGGUACUGCCCUAGUGUGGGAUACAGACAGACACAUACACAUACACAAAGCGACGAGGCUGGGGCCAUCUGCUUCUGGCAGGGGAGGGGUUCCAGGCGGCGGCACGUUACCAUGACAACAUUAGGGGAUUUCGUGGCGUUCUUUGGAGUUCCUCUCGCUUCUUGGUUCGGCUGAGAAGCAGCUGCUAGCUCAAGACUCGGAAAGCAAAGAAAAAAGGAUAUACAUAUAAAUAAAUAUUUAAAAUAGGUGUACGCAGUUUCAUAGACUGCAGCGCUACGUGUCGGAAGAUCAUUGCUGGACUGGAACUGAAAUGACUAUCUUGUGCUGAUUAUUGAUCAACUAAGUUCGAUUGAACUGAUCAGAAUAUAAUCCUUGAUGUGAGGCUUAAAUGGGUCCAAUUAUUGGCAUGUCUCCAACAAAAAAAAACGAGACCCCAGGAAUAGGGGAGACUUGCAGUUUGAAUUCAAGUUGCCCCAUUGAUGUUUUGCCAGACAUGGCUGGUGCCACAAGUAUGAAAGCCAUUUCUGCUGACAAGGGAAUAAUGGAUGAUGAAGAGCUUACAAACCUGAACUGGCUUCAUGAAAAUAAAAAUCUCCUGAAGAACUUUAGCCUAGGUAGUGAGGUCCUUCGCAGUGUUAGCCCUACACGUGACAUCGCUGAAGAAGAUGCUUCAUCUUCACCUCUUUCAGAUUCUCUGAACAAUGAGAAGCGUGGAUUAAACUCCAAGCCUCCGUAUUCUUUCAGCUGCCUUAUUUUUAUGGCAAUUGAACACUCAGCCAGAAAAUGCCUUCCAGUUAAGGAUAUCUACAAUUGGAUAUUGGAACGUUUUCCAUAUUUUACCAAUGCACCUACUGGUUGGAAGAACUCCGUUAGGCAUAAUCUCUCCUUGAACAAAUGUUUCCGGAAAGUGGAGAAAGACCAUGGCAAGACUGUUGGGAAAGGUUCACUGUGGUGUGUAGACCCACAGUACAGGCCAAAUCUCAUUCAGGCCCUAAUGAAGACGCCAUAUUAUUCAACAACACAAGUCUUCUACACACCUCCAGCCUCGCCUCCAAGUGCAUCUCCACCUCCUCAUCACCUCACAACAAUGUCACCUCAGCUCCAAAGCUGCCAUCAGAAAGGUUCGGAUAUUGAUGCUGCCACUGCUAUGAUGUUGCUCAAUUCAUCUACAGAACAAAGACUUCCUCAAUGUGGGCCAUCUCAGCAAAACAGUCCAACAAUUAGCCGAAAACGAAGUCACAAACGUGCAUUUUCGAAGCUUGCUCCCACUUUGGUGAAAAUAACUGAAGCGACAUGCAGAACAAAGGAGAAUGUGGAAACGUCUCCAUCGCAGAAAGACAGCAAGAGUUUGUCUGGUUUACCAGUGAUCAAUAAUGAUCCUAAAGAAGAACACAAUUAUAGUGCAAAUGGUACCGUGUCUCACCGUAGCGAGUCUAGGUCUAGUGUUUCAUCCUUCUCCUCUGUGGAGGAAUCUUAUGAAUUCAUUUCAAAAGCUAGUCGUGGCGGGAGUGACGGAAGUGAAGGCUUCCACAGUGAUGAGGAGUCUGAGGUAGAUGACUGUGAGAAUGAGUCAAAUAACUUGUUGGGUGCCAGUGUCUACAAAUCUGAGCGAUGUGGAAAAGACUCCACUAGCGUGCUACGUUUGGCUGGAAAAAGCUGCAGAACAGUGCAGCAAGAAGUUGAUGAAGAGCUAAAGGAAGCUGCUGGUUCACUUUUGCACCUUGCUGGAAUCCAUAUGUGCCUGGACUCUUUAGUCAGUAAACCAGGAAAAAGCAGAAAUGAAAAACAUAAUGUGAAAUAGCAUGCUUCCUCUCACAUCUGCCAUUGUGUGUCAUUUGGCAAUAUACUUCAAUGGAGCUCCUUCUCAAAAGGAAGAAAAAAGCCAUAUGAAGACUGAAGUGUUUGCCCUUGAAUAUUAACUGCCAUUUGUUUGCACCUUUCAGAGACAAGAACUUCUCCAUCGGUUAUACCAUUCUUGAAAAGUGAACUUUACAGCAACCAACACAUGCAUUGGAUCAGCCUGUAUGCUGAAGUGGUUCUUCAGGCUGUUUUUAUUGGGUAAAAUUUCAAGCAGUUGAAAAGUGGGGGAAAAUAAAGCUUUCUUUGAAAAUAACUGAAGUGUUCCGGGUUGACAAGGGGUGAUGGGGAUUGGCAAUAUUUUAGACAUCUUGAAGAUCAUACAAUGUAUUUUUCAUCCUAAUAUGUUAGUGAUAUUUAAGAAGUUGACUCUCUCUCAUUUUUCCCUCUUGAAUAUGGUUUCCUUCAUUUUCAGAGAACCUUGAAUAUCACUAAUGGUAUGUCAAUGUUCCUAGAUUAAUUAACAUUCUCAGGUGUUCGGGCACAAUUCCACGAACAAAAGGAGCCCUCUAAGCACCAUCUCUCAUGCACAGGCUGGCUCAAAUAAUUUUUCGACUAUGUGGAAUAUUGCAGGAAGGCAACUUAGUCCUUCAUGAUGUCCAAAUGCACGUAUUUUCCUAUAUGGGUCAUUAACAGGUGUUUCAGUAUACUGGAAAGUUUGUGUAUUUUUCCCUCCUUGCAACAAAGGUAAUUAUAAUGCCUUGUAACUGCUCCCCAGGCUAAAUUGGUGGAGGCUGCGAGAAGGUUGCACUUUACAUUGGAAAAAAGAAUUUAAAACAAGAGAAAAUGAAGUUGACUUUGCUAUGCAGUUUUUAUGAAAUUUUUUUUUGAAAGUUCAUCAAUGUUUGUGCUUCCAUGAUAUUUGGAGAACUCUGAAAUUAUUGAUGGGAGAAAAUUAACAGUGUAACUUUAAUUGUUCAAACAGUAGCCACAGUUGAUGAUAUUAAACUGGAAAUAUUGUUUACCUUAAAUCACCUUCCUGGGAGUCAUGUGAUAGGACAGGCCUGCAGUGAUUAUCAUAACCGUACUUUAGUGGUAACAUCAAAGAGGAUUGGAUUACCAUGAUGUGAGUGAACAAUACCUCUAAAUUUCACUGAGCAUACAAUUUAGAUUUAAAAUCAGAAUGCAACAGAAAGUCACCGUGCUGUUUUUAAUUGAAGAAAAUAAUGUGUUGAGGUAUAUUGCUGUUGCAUGCUGGACUCAAGCUGAUAUUUAUGCUCAUGACUUAUAACCUCCUUUGAAUCCACUGGUGAGGACAUGGACUGUGUAGCAUAUUUAAAUGUGUUUGCUUCUUUUGUUAGCUAUGUUCUUAUAUGAAUGUUUUGUUUCCAUCUCCAGCUGUUGAAGUUGAUGGAAAGAUUGCCAGCUGCCAGGCUUUACUAAUGCCCGAAAUAGUGUGAAAUCAAUAGAAUUCCCACCAGAACUUUUUCUCCCACACCACAAUGGAAAAUCCCCAGUUAGAAAAAUGAAAAAGAAUCAACGUUGUGGUAGUUUAUUAACAUUGUGCCCUGCAUUUUUGGGCAGUUCUUAAAUUUUAAUCCUUGAUUCUGCAAUUUAGCUAUCAUGAGUCAAAAACCACCACACUAUUGUGAUAUGGUAUCAUAGUCGAGUUGAAGUGCAUUCAUGAACACAAUAUUCAAUAGGUCCUGCAUACUGGCAAUGGUUUCAGAAUCAUGUAUUAUUUUUAUGCAGUGGGAUGGGCUUGGAUGUAUUCAUUUUCUUCACUUGGCUAAUUACUGCUGAAAUACUGCUCGUCUACUGUACUGGAAGUUCACCAGAGCCACAUGCAGAAGAUUUUGAUGGAAUAGUAAAACUUUAACAGUAAUGUAUUUGUUUCCACUUACUGAAGCAGGAUCUCCAUGUAAAACAUCCAAAUAUAAAUCAUGUGAUUAUACUUUUCCAGUAAGGGGAAAAGCCUUACCCACCCCUGAAUGAGAAUCUGCUGGAUGUGCAUAGUUGGUUAUUUAAGUUGGAACCUUCUGCUUUAUAAGAAUAUUCUUGUUAAGUACUACUUUAACUGGUCAUUGCAGUUUGGUGCAUGAGGUGUUCGCUGGAACGAGGCAAGAACUUUGUAAUUUACACUAAUUCAAAUCCCUGAUUAACUUGACCUUGAAAAGGCAAGUCACUGCACUUUUUCAUCAUGCAUGAUUCAGAUCUGCAGUGGUCAGAUGGCACUCAAAUUAAGCAAAGUGUGCUUCUUUGAUGCCCCACAAUGAAAACUGCAUACUUUUCUAUUUGAGACUCCACAUGACUCCCUGCUUGCCAACUAGCCAAAUAUCUCUACUCCUGGAUGCCUAAGUGCCACCUACCAGCUGGGUACUGCUUUUUACCCAUUUCAAAUGGGUAGCUCUUUGGGGAAGUAUUCCAUAGGCCAGAAAUUCAGGCCUAUGAAUAUAGUUAGCAGUCACUGUUCUGCUCUACUUGAAAUUCUCUGGGUAUUAAAAUCAAAGUCCAAAAUAUGCAGGACUCCCAGAUGUAUGGGUCUACUUCGUAAAAAUCUGACAAGUCCAAAAUUCAGAGUGCGUCGUGUCAAUGCUUUUCAUGGACACAACUAUAUUAACUUAAGUAAACCAUGUAAUUUUGGAUACCUGCUUACUAAUUUUGAGAAGCAUAUACUUAACAUCUGCUAAUUGGUGCCACAUUAAUAAAGAUUCUUCUGCCCUUCAUAAGAUUCAUUUUUUUGCUCCAGUGAUUUUCUUUUUGAUUUCAGAGAUUUCUGGAAGCCUAAUAGGCACUAAUAGUUUCAGGUGGCAAAAUACAGGUAUAAUGCACAAUUUAUUUUCAUAUAAAUAAGCACAGGGCAGCUGGCACACAUCGAUCUGCUUCUCACUGGUCAUGUAGCAGUAUACAAGUUAUAAUAGGACUGUACAGGGAUGAUGGGCUAUUUGCCAUUACUAGGUAAUGCCUUUUCUGAAUAAAUUUGUUUCUCUUUCAAAACAAAGUAUAUUUUUAAAAUUGUGUUCUGCUUUGAGCUCAUCAUGGUAUGCUUUUUGCUGAAGUUUGUGGUUUCUUAAUAGUUUCAUGCUGACAUGCUCCCAGGGAAGGAUAUGAGAUCUAUUAAGGUAAAUAAAAUUUCUUAAGACCAUUAUAGGUACACUGUACCAAGAAAGAGAAUCUGAUGAAGGGUCCAGGCCCGAAACGUCAGCUUUUGUGCUCCUGAGAUGCUGCUUGGCCUGCUGUGUUCAUCCAGCCUCACAUUUUAUUAUCUUGGAAUUCUCCAGCAUCUGCAGUUCCCAUUAUCUCAGAAAGGAUGGAGCAUUUUCUUUUGUAUUUAUAUAUGAAAUGUUGCAUCAUUUGCCCAAACUGCUUUGGUAAGAGUCAUUUCCUGUCAAUAAUCUGUUUGCCAGAUCUUGAUCUUGAAUUGCUCAGCAGUGUUUCCAUGUAAAAAGAAAAUCUAGUGAGGUAUGCCUACUGCAAUGUUUAAUACAAGCAAAUAACCCGCUAACAUUGGUUGUGUAGACCAACACAUCUUUAUCCAGUAGCCAGGAUGAUUGCCAGUAUGGCUUUCAUUUACUUAAUUUCCUGAGUUAGUCUUUUUUCAACUCUCACUCAUACUUGAAUGAAGAGAGAAGUUAGAUGGCAAGUUGCCAUAGACAGACUUUUCAUUUUCACGAAUUGUACUUUCUAUGGUCUGUAUGCUCAGCAUCAUCUUCUAAAGCGAACAAUUUUUCUUUAAUUAUAAAGGGACAGGUCAGCAAUCUGCCUAAACUGUAAAAAAUGCAAAUAUGACACUGUUCUCCUGUAUACUGAGAUGCAGUAGCACAAAUCCCUAACCAUUGUCAUUGUCCUUCUUUCAACUGCCACCAGCAAUUGAUUGUUAAUGCCAAUAAUCAAUAAGUCAGUUGAGUGUUGAUGUUCAGAAACUUAUCGUCAAGUGAGAAUGUCCAUGUUAAUUGACAAAUCCAUAUUAAUAUAUUUUAUCUUGGUUUGGUAUAGAAUACACACACAAUAUCACUUGGCAGAUUGCCGAGUCUUGUGCUGGAAUUUAUUCCAUUGGUUAGUACAAUCCUGCUUUCAGCACACAAUAUCAAACUCACUAUUGCUUGGCUGGCUAGAUGCCUUACCUGAUACAAAGCGUAUAUAUACAAAUAAUUGUUGCUGCACACUGAAUAGUGGCCAGGUGAAUAAAUUGUCUGAAACAUAAUUAUCUGAACUAAAUUUUUAACAGCUCUCUUGCAUUUGUAAUAAUUGAAUAAAGAUAAUAAAUAAUGUUCAAAUAAAAUGUUUGAACCUUCUCAAAUUUUAAAAUAGCUGUGCAGUGAAUAAAAUAACAGCGUUUAAAGUAAUGCUUACCUUUUGUUACCGGUUAGUCAAUUUGGAAUUUCCAAGCAAAUUAUUUCUCAAUUAUAAUGAUGUAUUACUUUCUUUGAAUAUCAUUGUUUUCGCAUUAAAAACAUAUAAUGUGUGGUUGUUGAGAGCAGGACAGAUACUAAGUUCUUUCUCUGAAUUGGCUUUUUCAUAUGUGUCCACUAUCUCACUUAGGCAGAACAUGUGUGAACAAAAAUAAAACAGAAAUGGCAGUAUUUCGUGGGCUGCAUUUUCCGUUCCACCAAGCAGCGAUUUCAGCAGAUGAGCCAGCAGGGCAAGCCAAAAAAAAAAACAGGAAACAUGGCUUUGACAAUUUUCUUUUUCCUACCACCCUCUAAAGCCAUUGAUUGCCUCCUAGAUUAGAAUUACAAAACCCUUGCUUAAUAAUUUUGAUCCUGCUUGCACCAGAUCUGCACAUUACAACAGGUGAAGGUGAACCAUAACUCAUUUUUCUCUUACACAGAACACAAGCACUGACACUGAUUCCAGCUGAUAUCAGUUAAUUCACUGCAACUUAAUUACAUGCUAUUUUCAUAAACCACUGAGGCAGCAAUGAAAUAAUUUAUAUUACCAUUACUUAGCAGGCAUUCCCUUGAGAGGAGCUUGUUUUAGUGGCAUCUAAUUUCAAUGUAGUGUGUAAUGCAGAAUGCAGUUCUAUUGGUGUUUAGAACAGUGGUUGAUCCACUUCAAGUGUUUGAAAUAUUCAAAUUUGAUUUUUCUAUACUGUAAAUCCAGGUUUGUACUGCAUCUUGAUCAUCAGAUCAAUAUCUAUCUGGUGUGAAACCUAUGCUGAGAAUUCACAGAUAAUGCUUGAGAAGAUAGAACUGGCCAACUUCUUUCUAAACCAGUGUUGGGGGUGGGCAUACCCUCUGCUAUUAUUGAAGUAAAUGAAUCGUUUUGAGAUGUGUGCAAAUCAACUACAAGGUAAAAAUGGGACUGUUGUAAUAUAAAAUGGAAGAGUGUCAGUGUUUCUUACACUGACUUCAGAAGUCUAACGUUCAAUUGACAGUGGAUAGAGGUGAUCAUAUUGGAGUAUCUAAAUUAAAUUUGGGCCUAUUUUCCCUUUCUCAACUUAAGUUGGCAGUUCAUAUUAUUGGAACCAUCAGUCUUCCUCUAUUUACAUUGCAGAAAGAAUGAUUCUUUGUGUGAGCCCACACAACAAGUGUUGUUGCUCUGGAAGGAGAUGAUAUCACACUUGAGAAUUCACUGGCCAAAAGCAACCAUAUUUACUUAGUUACAGGCUCCAUGGAAAGGAGACUGGCCACUAGCUGCAAUCACAGCUAGCAGAAAGCAAAAUGUUUGUGAUGGUUGGAGAUUAAAAACCUCACGAAGAAUUCCUCAGGACAGUUCUCAAAGCCCUUUCAUCUACAGCCACGGACAGAAGUGGGAAUAUUUGUGAGAUUGAAGUGGUCAAUUUAAUUUGUAAUUUGUCUUAAGCGGAGAUGGUGGAAUAGUGGUAAUAUCUAUGAACAUGUAUUGCAGAACCCCAGGCUCAUGUUCUGAGGAUAUGGGUUUGAAUACUAUAUGGUAAAUAGUGAAAUGUGAAUUCAAUAAAAAUCUGAAAUUUUUAAAAAAGCUAGUCUAAUUGUCACCAUGUAACCAUUGCCAAUUGUUGUAAAAGGUCAGAAACCCACUAAUGUUACUCAUGUCCUUGAAUAAAGGAAAUCUAUCAUCCUUACCUGGUUGGGCCUACAUGUAAACCCCAGACUAACAUCCUUUCCAAGCUGUGUGGUCAUGCAGUCACUGGGAGGUUUUGCACCCACUGCAUGCUGUGUUGACACACUAACUUCAGCUUUCCAAAUCCAUUGCCAUGCACAGAACUCAGAGAUCCGUGCAGCAGUUAAUCAUUAGCGGGAAUAUUGCUCCAAACCCAUAGUUAUGUGAAACUGUGUGACUGUCCUCAGGGCAAAUAAAUGUUGGCCUAGCCAGUGACAGCUACAUUCCAUGAACAAAUAAAAAUAAUGAAACUGCCUGUAUCUGCAUGGAUCAAAAUCUGGACAACAUACAGGCCUGGGCUAAGUGCCUACUGACAUUUGUGCCAUGUAAGUGCCAGACGAUAAACAUUUCCAACAAGUAUCUAACUACCGCCUUGACGUUGUGAAAGCCCCCACUGUCAAUAGCUAAGACUUUCCAUCAUUGACCAGAGCUGGUGGAGGCACGUAACUACUGCUAAUACAAAAGCAAGAUAGAAACUAAAUAUUCUGCAGCAAGUAUGUCACCUCCCAAAGCCACCUACAAGGCAUAAGCCAGGAAUGUGAAGAAAUACUCUCCACUUGUAGGGGUGAGUUCAUAUCCAACACCAUUCAAGAAAGUUGAUACAUUCCAGGACAAAUUUGCCCAUUAAAGCCCAACCACUAUCUUAAACACUCAUUUUCUAGCCAAUAUAUUGGAACUCCUUGGGGGUACUUUGACUGCAUGAGGACUUCAGCAAAUAAAAACCUCAGUUUUCUACCACUUCCCUGACAGCAUUUAGGAAUAGGCAAUAAAUGUUGGCCUUGAAAGCAACAUGCACUUGACGUGGAUAAAUGCAUUUCAAAAUCAGCUCUCGUGACAAUGACUAUUCACUCCUGCUUCUGUUAUCAUUUCCACCCCACUGCCACCAGCCAGGUAUUGUGACAAGUUUGAGGCUUUUGUUCUUGCCUUUCAAGUAAUCCACAGGAUUUUUAAUUAUUUUACCUAAGACAAUGUCUAAAUUAUGAACUGUCUGCUUUUAAAAACAGAAGCACUAUCUGGGGGGGUGAAAAUCCACAGAUUUACAUUGAUUGUGAAAUUUUGGUAUCUAGUUUCCAACUGUGGUUAACACUUCUCUCAAACACUGUCCAUUUUAGAGUGGAAUAAGAACCAUGAAACCUCUUCUAAUAAUAUUAUCUAUUAAGAAGUAAUAUUAGACAAAAUUAGUACAAUUUGUAUUGGUGAUUUCAGUGAGCAAAGUCUGAGGAGUAGAGGUUGUGUUGUUUAUCCCAAGGUGGUUCAUAACGUUGUACGUAUUUUCACUUCUUAAACUGGUAGUGACGUUCUGCCUGAGCUGACAUCAUGUCAUUUACAUUUUGUUCCACUGCUGUACUGCAUGUAUGCCUGACUGGUGCUCAGGUAGUUACAUAUUACGGAAUUAAACUGAUACAGAAGAUGAAAUAGAAUUGUACAGAUGCAAAAUGCAAUUAUUCCUAUAUUACUUCUUCACAUAAUUUCUAACCAAAAAAGUUACACGCUAAAUAGUUCAAAUGCCAAUAGAACUAGUUUUUUAAAAAUAUGUCACUAAAUUACUGGAUGUAUGAUGAAGGGGAGAGAGAAGCAGAUUGGAAGUGCUCAGUGAUUGGUGUUUCAAAAUACAUUCUGAACACCAGUUGCGGAUCAUACCAAAACCACCUUCCAAUCUGAUCCUUAAAGCCUACAACUGGUUAUAAAACUGUUUAAUUAUGCCAACAAAAUCAUGUAUGUUAC